CAGGUAUGAUCCGGCCCAGUCCAUAUAUGACCGGACCCGCCGUUUCGCCGGUUUGUAAAAUGGCCUUCUGCUGGCACUGAAGCCAGUCUGACGCAGUUCUUCGUUCAAUUUUUUGACAAUAUGACGACAACCACCGUGCCUCCUCUGUCGUCCGAACUCCCAGCCGAGGAACCCGCCACCUCUUCAACUUCAACGACGACGGCGACGACUACGAAGGUCCCUGUGGCCCCGUCUCCUCCGAAGACCCCUAACCGUGAGCCGAUUUCUGAAACCUCUGUCGAUACUCAGCAACAAGAUCAAUCAAAUCCCGGCACUCAGCAUAGCUCCGUGCCUUACAAGAUUCCUGAAUGGAGUGGACCCCCGUGUCACAAAUUCUACUUCGAGGUCCUCAAUGAUGGCUCCAUAGUUGAUCAAUUCGACGUGUACAAGAAGGGGGCUUAUAUGUUUGGACAUGUAGACCUCUGUGAUUUUGUUCUUGAGCAUCAUACUAUUUCUCGCUUUCAUGCAGUUAUUCAGUUUAAGAGAAGUGGAGAUGCAUAUCUGUAUGACGUUGGCAGUACGCAUGGAACUUUUAUUAACGAUAAGCCGGUACAGAAAAGGGUUUAUGUGGACCUACAUGUUGGUGAUGUUAUUCGUUUUGGCCAGUCUUCUCAAUUGUACAUUUUUCAAGGACCAUCUGACUUGAUGCCACCAAAGGAGGAGCUCGAAUCAAAGGCAGGAGAUGAGCUGGCAGAGUCAUUGAAUACUCUCUUCACCAGCAUAUCCACCAUGGUCAAAUCUGAACUCCAGGGGACAAACAAUACGUUAGAACUUUUGGAGAAGAUGAAUAUGAGAGUGGCAGAUGAGUACAAAGGGUUCGGUGAUGUGGCUGCAGGGUUAAGGGUUUUUGUGGAGCAGUUGAAAUCAAAAAGCGGGAGCUUUGAUGAGUAUGUUCAACAGAUUGAUUCAAUUGAGCAACAAGUAACGCAAUUUGAAGUUGUGAUUUCGAUGCUUGAUAAAUAUAUUUCUCUGCUAGAAUCCAAAAUUCAGUCCGUGUAUCAACAGCAACAUCUGCCUUCAUCUUCAUGAAUCAAGCUUUCGAUGAUGCUCGAAAUGAUUUUGUACAUUUUAGUCCCAAUAAAACAUUGUUGUUAUCUGUUUUACAUGUAAAUAAAUUUCGUGAACUUUAAAUCAAUGAAAUACUAGAGAAGAUUUUAUGUAGAAAA
Mangifera indica (mango) is the source of this 1205-nucleotide messenger RNA. RefSeq names its product kanadaptin-like. The transcript is spliced from 7 exons. The record is from RefSeq and is a predicted model, not a curated record. NCBI's taxonomy places the organism in Eukaryota, Viridiplantae, Streptophyta, Magnoliopsida, Sapindales, Anacardiaceae. Gene Ontology annotation, molecular function: protein binding. The coding region runs from base 121 to 1068 and encodes 315 amino acids.